Molecule: messenger RNA, 682 nt
Organism: Anarrhichthys ocellatus (wolf-eel)
Lineage: Eukaryota; Metazoa; Chordata; Actinopteri; Perciformes; Anarhichadidae
Gene: mrpl41
Product: mitochondrial ribosomal protein L41
Exons: 2
Coding region: 105-512 (135 amino acids)
Biological process (GO): translation
Cellular component (GO): mitochondrial large ribosomal subunit
Molecular function (GO): structural constituent of ribosome
Source: RefSeq, a predicted model, not a curated record
UUUUGCCUUUCGGCCAAUCACUGAGCACUUCCUUGGACAGCUCGGCACAUUGCUCUCAUCGGACCAACAGCGGACUCAAGGGUUUCUCUGAACGCUGUGGCACGAUGGGUGUGUUAUCCACGUUGAUGAGGGGUCUGGUCAGAGGAGCAGACAGGAUGGCUGAGUUCACCAGCAAGCGGGGAUCAAGGACUCAUAAUAAAGGCAGAGGCGCCAGGCCCACUGGACUGAGGCUCUCCAGCAGGAAGUUUCUGUCCAUACGGACCAUGAUUCCAGAGUUUGUGGUGCCUAACUUGGAGGCCUUUAAACUGAAACCCUACGUGUCGUAUCGUGCUCCUCGAGGAACGGAGCCUCCACUCACAGCACAAAGUGUGUUUGCUGACGUUGUGGCCCCUCAGAUCAAGAAAGACUUUGAAGAGGGCACUUUCAGCAAAGGACAGCUGGAGAAAUAUGGUUUUGAGCCCAAACAGGAGGGGAAGCUCUUCAAGCUUUAUCCCAAGAACUAUGUGCGCUGAAGAUGGACUCAGUGUUAUGUAUUUGCAAAGACUGCUGGGUAGACUGAAAGCUGCAGACUAACAGGGAUGAUGCCUUCACAAAUGGGACUGUUAUAUUUAGAAAGAUAUUUGUUCCUACAAGUGAUUGACUUUUCUGUUACUUCAUCUGGCAAAAUAAAUGAUCAAUGCUG